This is a messenger RNA of Salvia splendens (bonfire salvia), 3001 nucleotides long. Its product is annotated as histone-lysine N-methyltransferase, H3 lysine-9 specific SUVH5. The record is from RefSeq and is a predicted model, not a curated record. Lineage: Eukaryota; Viridiplantae; Streptophyta; Magnoliopsida; Lamiales; Lamiaceae. Bases 135 to 2858 code for a protein of 907 amino acids. Gene Ontology annotation, molecular function: histone methyltransferase activity; double-stranded DNA binding; protein binding. The transcript is spliced from 2 exons. Gene Ontology annotation, cellular component: nucleus.
AAAACAUCCUAUUCUCGAUUUUACCGUUACUAGGGUUAGCGGGGUGAAGAAUCGCUGAAACAGUGAUUUUAGCGUGGAAGUUCCAAGCUUGAAUUCAAUGUGAAAGAUUGUAUCUUAUUGCUUUUCUCGUAAAAAUGCCGCCAAUGGUAUCUUCGAGAAAAUAUUGUGAAACUGCUGGGUUUAGGAAUGUUCUUCCUUCACAUUCUGGUGCUGCUUCGGUUGUCGCUGAGCAAAAAGAUAAAUGGUCCAGUGAUGGAAACAUCUCGAGCAGUUCAGAUGGUGGAAAGUAUGGGAAGGCUAUUGCUGCUAUUCCGCUGAGAUGUUUACCGUCUUAUGAUAUGAAACAAAAACCAGAAAAGUCAGUGUUGUCGCAUGACAAAGAAGGUGAUGAAGGACGGAAAGAAGGCAUGACGUCUGGUGAUAUGGAUCAUAAGAAGGAGGAUUGGACGCUUAGGAUGGAUAAACUGGAAGCGGUAAUUGCUGAUGCAAAGGAGUUUGUGAGUUUGUUGGAUUCUUCUUAUUUUAUGCUUAACACAUUUCUAGAUGCGAUCGACGUCCUCAAAGACUCGGGGGAAUCCAAGGGUCAACAUCCCUCUUUGAACCCUGAUGCCUUAACUGGAAGCACUUCUAUUGACCAAAGUCUUUCUAGGAAAAGGCUUAAAGUUAGCGGUGGGAUCUCUUUGGUUGUUCAAGAGGAAAAUGAUCGUGGAACUGAAACCAUGCCGGAAGAUAAAGAUGCUCGUGGAACUGAAACCAUGUCGGAGGAUGAAGAUGAAGUUAGGAUUUCAUCACCUGCUGUUGAAGCGGAAAAUGCUUCUGGAACCAAAACCAUGCCGGAAGAUGAAGAUGCUCGUGGAACUGAAACCAUGGUGGAAGAUGUAGAUGAAGAUGAAGUUAGGAGUUUAUCACCUGAUGUUCAAGAGGAAAAUGCUUGUGGAACUGAAACUAUGUCGGAAGAUGAAGAUGAAGUUACGAUUUUAUCACCUGCAGAGUGGAAAGUGUCCCAGCUAAGUGUCAAUAACAAGAAUGAAUGCGUCAAACCUCAUGAAAAUGUUGAUGCUGAUGAUCAUGCAGAUCCGGUUUCUGUUGCCACAGAAGCUGACCAAUCUGUUGAAAGCUUUCCUAAUUGUGAGCUAAACCGCCAGCGUAACUAUUUCACUUAUUCUGGUGAAUGUUCCCGUGAGUCUGAAGGAGGGAGAUGUGAUGAUGCAUCGAAGAAGAUGUUCCCUGAAGAUGAUGGAGCUAGUGGCACGUAUUCCUUGAAAUGUACAGACGAACAUGAAUAUGCUGAGAAUCACAAGCGCUUGAUUAAUUUCGAGAUUGUACCGUGUGACCAUCCCAAGGGACGUAAGGUGAUGGAGGCUCUAAAACUAUUCAAAGAGGAAUAUGAUAAAGUCUCUCAACAGCCUGAGAGUGAGCCUGGAGUAGGAAAAAGCGCUAAAGGGCCACACUUUGUUGCAGCAAAAAAUGUGAGGUCGAAGGGAAUGGAUUUCUCCCCCGACAAGCCAUUUGGCCAUAUACCCGGUAUUGAGAUUGGUCAUGAAUUCUCAUUUAGGACAGAACUUGCUAUUGCUGGUCUCAAUAACCAAACUUUUAAAGGCAUUGAUUAUGUGAAUGUCGAUUGCACUCCGUGUGCAACUAGUGUUGUGGAUUCGGGGCGAUAUGAGAACAAGGGUAAAGAACAUGAUAUUCUGAUAUACUCUGGUGAAGGUGGGAAUUCGAAUGUAUUUGCCAAUACUUCGUCAGAUCAGAAGCUCGUGAGAGGAAAUCUUGCAUUGGUUAAUAGCAUGGAAAAGGAGUUUCCGGUUCGAGUCAUCCACAAGAGAACCGGUCCUACAAAAUUUAAACAUUUAGGCGGUAUGCUCUAUGUGUACGUGUAUGAUGGGCUGUAUAAGGUAAACAAAUAUUGGCAAGAGAGAGACAAUCAAAGUUGUAAAUUGGUUUACAAAUUUGAAUUGCAAAGGCUGCCAGGGCAACCGAGGAUUGGUGUCAUCCCGGAUGACCGUGAACCCUUACCAGGGCGACGAAAGAGUCACGGUACUGAUGCUACAGGGAGAAAGCCAGUUAAGGAAGUUUGCGUGGUAAAUGAUAUCUCACAAGGGAAAGAGAAAUUUAAAGUUCGCGCAAUGAAUGGGGUGGAUGAUGAGCUUCCCCCACCUUUCACUUACACGAUCAAGAAUGUGUAUCCACAUUUGUAUUGGCUCGAGGAGCCUGCUGGUUGUGAUUGUGUCAAUGGGUGCUCGGACUCUGUACAAUGCCCUUGUGUCAAGAAGAACGGAGGUGAGAUUCCGUACAAUGAAAAUGGACAACUUUUGAAACCAAUGACUAACGGUGUAGUUCAUGAGUGCGGACCUUCGUGCAAAUGCCCUCCUUCUUGCAUCAAUCGAGUAAGCCAGGGCGGUCCUCAUCUUGAGUUGGAGAUUUUCAAGACCAAAUCGAUGGGCUGGGGAGUGAGGUCCCGGAAUCAUAUUUUGCCUGGAAGUUUCAUAUGUGAAUAUGUUGGAGAGAUAUUGAGUGAGACCGAAGCCAAUCAGAAAAUCGGCAAGGAUGAAUAUCUGUUCGAUAUAUGUCAUGGGAAAUCGCAGGAUGAUGAUUACGCUCUUGAUGCUGCCAUCUACGGUAACAUUGGUAGGUUUAUUAACCACAGCUGCGACCCCAACGUCUUCACCCAAAAGGUAUUCUACGAUCACGGAGACAAGAAAAUGCCCCAUAUUAUGUUUUUUGCUGCUAAGAAGAUACCUCAUCGGCACGAACUAGUGUAUGAUUAUAAUUAUGCGAACGUUCAAGACGCUCACGGAAAACUUAAGAGCAAGGCUUGCCACUGUGGUUUUCGGAAAUGUAGUGGCAAGCUCUACUAGCUAGCCACACUGUUUGCUACUCCUACAUUAACUUGACUUUGCUUUCUCAUUGUUUUCAAUUAUAAAGUGUUAUAAAUGAAAAAAGUGAUAUCAUUUUAGCAAUGAAGCCUUAAUAGGAGCAGCUUUGGAGGGUUGAUUGUUCA